Messenger RNA from Striga asiatica, 1001 nucleotides. NCBI's taxonomy places the organism in Eukaryota, Viridiplantae, Streptophyta, Magnoliopsida, Lamiales, Orobanchaceae. The record is from the annotation of a GenBank genome assembly.
AUGUACAGAACAAUGCUCAGUGAGAAAGAGUACGUGAGAAUCAAGUCGGAAGAUCCAUCGGGAAUCGAUAUCCUUCACCACAUUGAGACGUGGAUCCCCAACAAACAGAAACGAGCUUAUGAAAUUAUCGCGGAUUUUGAGAAACAGGGUUUAGAUCAUCUUCAUAUCAUGCUAGCGUUGCCUCACCGAACCGAGCACAGCUUCAUUGUCCCGCCGGCUUCACUCCUCCUCGCCGCCAAUCCCACCGCCAAGGCCUCGGCUUCAGUCUUUCUCGUCUUCAAUCCCACCACCACGGCCCCGACCUCAGCCCCCGCCUUCACUGCUCGCCGCGACGCCGCCAGUACUCCACGGCUCCACCGGCGCACCGCCGAACCCGGUCCACGGCCGCUUACCUCACUGGUGGCCUGUGGGAAGGGGGCAGGAGCUUUUACAUGCUUGCUUGAUGAAACUGGAAGGUACGAUUCUCCACCGUACAAAAAUGUGGAGUAUAAGCCAGAUUACAAAGUAUCCUCUCUUGUUGAAGUUCACAAACUCCUGGAAAAAGAUUUCAGCCUUUAUCCUUAUUCUCACAAAUGACGAUGCUGCCUCACAUAACGGGACUAUGUGUAAGCUCUGAUCCCUCUUGUAUCUGGAUACAUUUCGUGGCCGUACCAUAUAGUUAGGUAAUAUAUUCUCAACUGAUGUUAGGACGAGAUUGGAUAAAUUUACCAAGAGGGCUGGCUUCACUAUCAUGUUUAGCUGGUUGGAUUAGUUUAGCAUUUUAAGUUGUGCCCUUCAGAUAUUAAAAAUUAGUUGUUAGCAGGGGAAAGGGCUUUUUUUGGUCAAAAGUAGUGUCUCCUGAAUCUGAAUUCUCCUAUAGAGUCAGUUAUCUCUGCCUAAGCUUGACAACAACAACAACAACAACAACAACAACAUAGCCUUUUAGUCCUAAGCUUGACAAAGAAGGAAAAAUUAUGGUCACCAGUUUGCGGAAGAUCAUUAUAGACCUAACCGUAAGAUCA